This is a messenger RNA of Rotaria socialis, 846 nucleotides long. The record is from the annotation of a GenBank genome assembly. NCBI's taxonomy places the organism in Eukaryota, Metazoa, Rotifera, Eurotatoria, Philodinida, Philodinidae.
AUGAGCGUCACAAAUCUAGUCCGGUACUGUUCGCUAACAUCAAAAUUGAGCUGUUUUACAACACGAUCUUUGCUAUUCAUACAAUCUAGUAACUGUGAUGCUCGACGAUAUGCUGGUCAUGCUCAUUGGCAAAAUAUUGCAAAAACUAAAUCCACUAAUGAUCAACUCAAAGGACGUAUUAUAGGAAAACUAUCUACUAAAAUUGUUACAUCCAUUCGACAAAAUGGAAACGUUACCGAUCCACAAUACAAUGCUGUAUUACGAGCAACACUUGAAGAAUGUCGUAAAAAUAAUAUGCCCAAAGAAACUAUUGAUCGAGCUAUUAAACGUGCUAUUGCUCAAAAAGAUAAUACAAAACAAACUCUAUUUGAAUUUGUUGGUCCCGGUCGAGCAUUUUGUAUUAUUGAAAUGAUGACCGAGAAUCCUAAACGUUCUUUUAAUUAUCUCAAUAAGAGUGCCGCUAAAAUUGGUAUUCCAGAAAUAUCCAAAAGCGGACAAAUCGCAGAAUAUUUUGAUCAGCGUGGUUAUGCAUGUAUUGAAAAAGCAGAUAUAACUGAAGAUAAAGCCACAGAAUUAGCCAUAGAAAUCAAUGCCGAAGAAGUUAUCGAAGCGCUUGAUGAUGACGGUGAACGAACAGUAUGGAAAUUUCUUGGGCCGCCAACAUUCUACGGUCAAAUGAAAGUUAAUUUAACUCAACGUGGUUAUACUGUAACUUGCGAUGGUUCAGAAUUUAUUCCAAAAGUGACUGUACCACUAAAUGACCGUGAUAAAGCAUUAUUAAAACAAAUCAUCUCUAUGUUUGAAGAGCUCGAACAAGUUGAAGGCGUUCAUACUAAUGCUGCAUAA